CAGAAUACAAGCAGAGCGGUAAGCGAGGGGGAUUUGCUAAGCAAGAUGGCUACUUCCCUUGGAUCAAAUACUUACAACCGGCAGAACUGGGAGGACGCGGACUUCCCAAUUCUUUGUCAGACAUGCCUGGGAGAGAAUCCAUAUAUCAGAAUGACCAAAGAGAAGUAUGGAAAAGAAUGCAAGAUCUGUGCUCGACCAUUUACAGUUUUUCGCUGGUGUCCAGGGGUGCGCAUGCGUUUUAAGAAGACAGAGGUAUGCCAGACAUGUAGCAAAUUGAAAAAUGUCUGUCAGACCUGUCUACUAGAUCUGGAGUUUGGACUGCCAAUUCAGGUACGAGAUGCUGGGAUUUCCCUAAAGGAUGACAUGCCUAGGUCUGAUGUGAACAAAGAAUACUACACUCAGAACAUGGAGAGAGAGAUUUCAAAUUCUGAUGGCUCUCGCGCAGUUGGAGCAUUAGGCAAAGCCACAUCAAGCAGUGACAUGCUCCUAAAACUGGCUCGUACUACCCCUUACUACAAGCGUAACCGUCCACACAUCUGUUCUUUUUGGGUGAAAGGAGAAUGUAAAAGAGGAGAGGAGUGCCCAUACAGGCAUGAGAAGCCAACAGAUCCUGAUGACCCUCUUGCAGAUCAGAAUAUCAAAGACCGUUAUUAUGGUAUUAAUGACCCUGUAGCAGACAAAUUAUUAAAACGGGCUUCUACAAUGCCCCGCCUAGACCCUCCAGAAGACAAAAGCAUCACCACUCUAUAUGUUGGAGGGCUAGGUGAUAACAUCAGCGAGUCUGAGCUCAGGAAUCACUUUUACCAGUUUGGUGAAAUCCGAACGAUUACAGUAGUUCAGCGACAACAGUGUGCAUUUAUUCAGUUUGCUACCAGGCAGUCGGCAGAAAUGGCAGCAGAGAAAUCCUUUAACAAGCUAAUUGUGAACGGUCGUCGACUCAAUGUCAAGUGGGGAAGAUCUCAGGCUGCCCGAGGGAAAGAGCGAGAGCGAGAAGGUGUUACAGAUUCUGGACUGAAACUUGAACCUGUCCCUGGUCUCCCUGGAGCAUUGCCUCCUCCACCAACAGAAGAGGAAGCUACUGCUAAUUACUUUAAUCUUCCUCCAAAUGGAUCUCCUGCUUUGGUUAACAUAGCACUGCCUCCUCCUGGCUUAACAGGUCCACCUCCAGGAUUUGGCCCACAUAUGUUCCCUCCUAUGGCACCACCUCCAUUCCUUCGGGCUCCUGGCCAUAUACAUUAUCCAUCUCAAGAUCCCCAACGGAUGGGCGCACACUCGGGCAAGCCCAGCAGUUCCUAG
Molecule: messenger RNA, 1296 nt
Organism: Staurois parvus
Lineage: Eukaryota; Metazoa; Chordata; Amphibia; Anura; Ranidae
Source: the annotation of a GenBank genome assembly